Messenger RNA from Neltuma alba, 1169 nucleotides. Its product is annotated as kinetochore protein SPC25 homolog. Bases 97 to 783 code for a protein of 228 amino acids. Gene Ontology annotation, cellular component: Ndc80 complex. Gene Ontology annotation, biological process: chromosome segregation. The transcript is spliced from 7 exons. Lineage: Eukaryota; Viridiplantae; Streptophyta; Magnoliopsida; Fabales; Fabaceae. The record is from RefSeq and is a predicted model, not a curated record.
CCAGCUAAAUUAGAAGACGCCAAAGCUAAAUUGAGGGAGGCAGAGGAUGACUUGGUUAAAGCCCUGGGAGUGAAGACUCGCAAAGAGGCCAAGCGUAUGGCUCUGAUGGAUGCUAUUGAUUCUGCAAAGACUAGAGUUGAAGAUCUUAAGAGUAGUGUUCAGGAGCAAAGAACCAAGAAUUGUGAAUAUGCUGCAAUAUUAUCUGAGCAUUCUCCUGAUUCUGAAGGGACAAUGAAUGGAAGCACUGAACGAAAAGAUGAAAUUCUGGAGGCCAUCUCAUGGUACAAUACAGUCCUUGGAUUCCAUGUUGAAGGCGGACAUGGGGUGAAGUUUACCUUCAAGAGUAUCAAUGUGAACAAUCCCAAUGAGGAGUGUUUUUUUACCAUCCGUCAUGAAAAUGAUACUUACACGUUAUUGAACUGUGAACCCCCCGUCAAAGGAACCAAAGAGUUGAUUCAUGAAUUAAACAAGACAAAUGGGCUAUUUAAAUAUGUCAGAGUUAUGAGGAGGAAGUUUCAAGAAGCAGUUGCACAGGGGAGUGUAGCAUCCUUAAAUAGUGAACAUCAAGAGUCUGCUAUCAUCUCUACAUCUGCUCCAGAUCUAUCUAUAUCAUCCUUCAGGAGUGAUUCCCCGACCAAGAAAAAUGAGAAUCAAGUUCAACCUAUGAAAGGUGAGAGACCUACCAAGAAACAAACCCUCGGAAGACGGGUAACAUCUGCUGCAUUGUCUCCUGGAUCUGCCUCAUCAGUUCGCCAGUCUCCUCGUUUGAGGGCUAGGAAAUAAAGUCAAGUGCAGGCUGUUUGGCUACCCCUACAUUGUUGGAUGAGAAACGCUGAGUCUUGUAGGGCUCAUGCAGUCAUAACUCAUGACUCAGGCUGCUAAACAAGUUGACAUGUGAUUGAAGACACAGGCAUUGUAGAUGGCUGAACCCAUAUCUAAGAUAUACUAAGGGCUUCGCAAAAUGUGUAUUGUAACUUGAUAUCGUAUGAGGACAUAACCUUUUUCUGUGUGUGGCCCUUCUGUAUUUUUCCAUCUAUUUUUUAUUCUCAUUUCUUAUUUGGUUUUUUUAACAGCUCUUCAGUUAAUCAUGCUUUUGUUUGACGAUGUAAAUAGAGCAGUGGAUAUAAAAUAGAUCUUCAUCACCCCCCACCCUGGGGUUUUAAUCUAAA